Cetraspora pellucida is the source of this 1542-nucleotide messenger RNA. The record is from the annotation of a GenBank genome assembly. NCBI's taxonomy places the organism in Eukaryota, Fungi, Glomeromycota, Glomeromycetes, Diversisporales, Gigasporaceae.
AUGAGUGAAUCUGAAUUUACUUGUCAAGAUUUUAAGAAAUGCAUUAAUUCUGAAGAAAAUAACAAAAAUAGUUUUACUGUUGCUUUCGAAGAAAAUAGCAAAGAUGACUUCACUGUUACUUCUAAAAAAAAUUAUCAAAAUGGUUUCACUGUUACUUCUGAAGAAAAUAGCCAAGAAGGUUUUACUAUUGAUGAUGUUGCUUUUGCAGAGACUUUUGCAAGUGCUCAGUUCUUACUUGAUGAAGGUAAUGAUGAUUAUAACUAUGAAGAAGAUAAUAAUUAUGAAAAUAGUGAUGAAGACAUUAAUGAAGAAGUUGAACAACCAUCUACACAGAAUCAUAAGUUAACACUAUGUAUCAUUAUUGAUAUUACCAAUGGCAAAAUAAAAUGUUGUAAUACCAAAAGUAUUAAAGAUAACUUUCUGCAACUCGGAAUAUGUCUUUCUUACUUUGUUUUCAAUCAAAACCAACUUCAUAAUAGUGAUGCAAAACAAUCAUGUUCGAUUGAAAAAGCAAAGAAAAUUAAUGAAAAUAAUGUUCAAGUAUCUUGCAUUAGAAUUUUUAAAUGCUUAGCACUUACUGUAGGACCUAUUAUGAAUAAAUCAUCUUCAGGGUAUUGUGCUUGUUAUAUAUGUUCACAAUGUUUCCAAAUCAAAGUAGUAGAAGAAUCAUAUAACCAAAAACUAAAAAAUAAACUUUUAUUAUUCUUAGUGCCAUCUCUUCAAUUAUUAAAUAACAAUAAUGAAGAUAGCAAAGUAUCACAAGUGCAUCUUCCUAAAAAAUACUCAAAGAUUACUUCAGAAAAGGCAACAAUUAUAGGUGAAAAUAUGAAAAAGGAGAUUUUAUCUCUGCAUUUAGAAAUCCAACUAAAAAGAGAUCAAUUAGAAAAUCCAGUACUUGAAAAUAUAACUAAUAAUGGAAUUAUUAAUUAUCCAUUAUUUGGAGAGUUUACAAUUAUUAGUAAUCUUUUGAUGUUAUACGAAACUGUUUUAAAUACAACAUUAGAGAAAAAUAAGAAUGAAUUAGAGAUAGAAGACAUAUAUUUAGAAAUUAUAAAACAAAUACCUUCAGGUUGUUAUAUUCUAGUAAAUGUUGUAAUCUUAGAACCUGGUGAUCCACUGAAUUGUAAUAUUAAUGUUUAUAAUUCAUCACUUGAAACAUAUGAUGUAAAAUUCAUCAAGCAAAAUAUUUUUGGAAAUCUUACAGAUCAGGAAACUAUAAUGCAAAAAAUUAAAGCAGCACAAUGUGAAAGAGAUCAUCUGUCAAUGCUUCUUGCAAAAUAUACUGACGAUGUGAUAGUAAAUCAAAAUGCAUAUUCAAUCCAAUUCUGUAAAGACUCUCUUUGGUCAUUAGUUGCAAAAUUAAUAUCUAAAUUUAAAGCUCAAGAUAAACAUGAGUUAUUCAAAGGUGUGUCAAGAAUUAAUGAGGAAGGUUUUAAAAAAAUUCUUGCCUGCUAUGAGUCAGGAAAAUCAUGUCUUAAAGCAAUACUUAGGCAAAACAUGUGUAAAACAGAGCAAUAUGUAGUUUCUGAAUGUAGUGCUUGA